UAGUAUAGUAGUGCGUGCUGCUUGUGCUAAAAGUUGUCAUAUUUGUCUUUAGAAUUCGGAACAUUUUAUUAUUUUCACCAGAGUGUCCGCUCCAAGUCCUGACAGCUUCUCUCACCUGUUGGUCGCUUUUCACUCAUGGCCACGCGCGUUCGACCGAGUAAUAAACGUUGUGCAGUGGUCGGGGGGGCCGGUUUCCUGGGCAGACACCUGGUGGAGAAGUUGCUGGACCGAGGCUACUCCGUCUCCGUGUUUGACAUCCGUCAGAGCUACGAGCUGCCCGGUGUCACCUUCCACCAUGGAGACCUCUGCGACAAGCAGGCUCUGCUGCCAGCUCUGAAGGACGUGUCCCUGGUCUUCCACUGUGCCUCCCCUUCCCCUGCCAGUGAUGACCGCGGGCUGUUUGAGAGAGUCAACAUUCAGGGCACACGCACCGUCAUCCGGGCCUGCAUCGAGGCUGGAGUACAGAAACUGGUCCUGACGAGCAGUGCCAGCGUGGUGUUUGAAGGGACAGACAUCAAGAAUGGGAGAGAGGAUCUGCCAUACGCCAAGAAGCCCAUCGACUAUUACACAGAAACCAAGAUUGAGCAGGAAAAGUUGGUCCUUGAGGCGUGUGACAAGGAGAAGGGCUUCCUCACAGUUGCCAUCCGGCCUCAUGGCAUCUUUGGCCCUCGGGACCCACAGCUGGUUCCUAUCCUAGUGGACACAGCUCGCAGGGGCAAGAUGAAGUUCAUCAUUGGGGAUGGAACCAAUCUGGUGGAUUUCACCUUUGUAGAGAAUGUAGUUCAUGGCCACAUCCUGGCUGCUGAGCGCCUGAGGCCAGACUCCCCCGCAUGUGGGAAACCGUACCACAUCACCAAUGAUGAGCCAGUUAGAUUCUGGGACUUCAUGUCUGAGGUGUUGGUGGGUCUUGGAUACGCUGCUCCCCGCUACCACCUCCCCUACGCUCUUGUGUACGGACUGGCCCUGCUCCUCUGGCUCCUGGCCCUGAUCCUGCGCCCUCUAGUGUCCUUUAAGCCCACCUUUACGCCAAUGAGAGUGGCCCUGGCUGGAACCCAUCACUACUACAGCUGUGACCGUGCCAAGCAGGAGCUGGGCUACAAGCCGGUAGUCAGCCUGAAGGAGGGGAUAGCGCGUACAGUGCAGAGCUACCCUCACCUCAGAAAGGGGGCUUGAUGAUAGAAUGGAUGUGGAGACUCAUUAUGGUCAUCAGGUCACACUGAAUGGACAAUUCAAAAUGAGGGAACAGACAGUUGAUCUUAGCAUUUCUGUGCCUUUUCAAUUUUUAUGUACAAUUUCCACCAGCAGAUGGCAGCAGAUGACCCUGGCUUUGGUCAGCAGGCUGCAUUCUUACAUAAGGCACUUAGAAAAAUGUUAAAAGCACCGAUUAUGACUGACUGACUGAAAUACACUGAUCUUCAACUGUGUAAACUGCAAACACGUACGAAUGUUCUUGUUCCAUUACAUGUGUCUCACCUGUGUGCUGUACAAACAUUGAGAUGCUGCUGUUGAUGUCAA
This is a messenger RNA of Chelmon rostratus (copperband butterflyfish), 1515 nucleotides long. RefSeq names its product NAD(P) dependent steroid dehydrogenase-like (gene nsdhl). Lineage: Eukaryota; Metazoa; Chordata; Actinopteri; Chaetodontiformes; Chaetodontidae. The transcript has 7 exons. Bases 136 to 1173 code for a protein of 345 amino acids. Gene Ontology annotation, biological process: steroid biosynthetic process. Gene Ontology annotation, molecular function: 3-beta-hydroxy-Delta5-steroid dehydrogenase (NAD+) activity. The record is from RefSeq and is a predicted model, not a curated record.